This is a messenger RNA of Rana temporaria (common frog), 1792 nucleotides long. RefSeq names its product oocyte zinc finger protein XlCOF6.1-like. Gene Ontology annotation, molecular function: DNA-binding transcription factor activity; RNA polymerase II cis-regulatory region sequence-specific DNA binding. The record is from RefSeq and is a predicted model, not a curated record. The coding region runs from base 259 to 1527 and encodes 422 amino acids. The transcript has 4 exons. Lineage: Eukaryota; Metazoa; Chordata; Amphibia; Anura; Ranidae. Gene Ontology annotation, biological process: regulation of transcription by RNA polymerase II.
CAGGAAGGUCACACCAUCCCUCACCAUCAUCAGGAUGAAGAACUGAAAGACAUCAAAUUUGAGAAUAAAGAAGAAAAAGAAGAGACUUUAGUGAGGGGAGAUCAGCAGUCUGUGGAGAAGGGAGGUCCUCUGUAUUCCCGGGAUUCUACACCGGAAGAUCACAACUAUACUGAGAAUGAUCAGAUUGAAGAACUGAAAGAAGUUAAAGUUGAGGAUAAAGAGGAAGAAGAGAGGUUGGUGAGUGGAGAUCAGCAGUCUAUGGAGGAGGGGGAGAUGAUUAUGAAGAGUAAAGAGGAGGAAUCUUUUCUACCUAUAGAUCCAAGUGGACACUAUGUUCGGAAUCCCUCUAAUCCUGAGGAAUCUUCUGACGCAUCACAUACCAGGACUCUACAAUCUCACUGUACAGAUACUUUAAUAGGUCCUUCUACUCCCAGUGAAUCUUCUGUACGCCAUAAACGAGUUCACAAAGGAGAGCGUUCAUUGUCAUGUUCAGUGUGCGGGAAAUCUUUUACAAAAAACUCAUUGCUUCUUAUACACCAGAGAGUUCACACGGGAGAGCGUCCUUAUUCGUGUUCAGAGUGUGGGAAAUGUUUCAGUACCAAAGCAUACCUUGUGUUACACCAACGAAUUCACACAGGUGAGCGCCCCUACUCGUGUUCAGAUUGUGGAAAAGGUUUUGCUAGGAAUCAGCAGCUCGUUAUACACCAGAGAAUUCACACAGGUGAGCGUCCUUAUUCAUGUUCAGAGUGCGGGAAAUGUUUUGCUACCAAUGGACAACUUCUAAUACACCAAAGAAUUCACACGGGUGAGCGUCCCUAUUCCUGUUCAGAGUGCGGAAAAGGGUUUGUUCUCAAAGGAGACCUUCGUAAACAUGAGAGAAGUCACACGGGUGAACGUCCCUUUCCGUGUUCGGAGUGCGGGAAAUGUUUCAGUGAAAAAGGAAGCCUUCUUAUACAUUACAGAACUCACACCGGUGAGCGUCCCUAUUUAUGUUCAGAGUGCGGGAAAUGUUUCAGUAUGAAAGAAAGCCUUGUUUCACACUUUAGAGUUCACACAGGUGAGCGCCCCUAUUCGUGUUCAGAGUGCGGGAAAUGUUUUGUUUUGAAGGCACACCUUGCUUUACAUAAAAAAAUUCACUCAGGUGAGCGUCCUUAUUCAUGUUCAGAGUGCGGAAAACGUUUCAUUGAUAAAGGUUACCUUCGUAAACAUCAGAGUAUUCACAUAGGCGAACGUCCCUAUUCCUGUUCAGAGUGCGGAAAAUGUUUCCUUACCAAAGGAAACCUUGUUUCGCAUCAAAGAAAUCACACAGGUGAGCGCCCCUAUUCAUGUUCAGAGUGCGGGAAAUGUUUCAUUACAAAAGGACACCUUGGUACACACCAAAGAAUUCACACAGGUGAGCGUCCUUAUCCGUGUUCGGAAUGCGAGAAGCAUUUUAUUCGGAAAGAGGACCUUCUAAGACACCAGAGAAUCCACACAGGGGAAUUACCUAAGGGUGCGGGAAAUGUUUCAGUCAGAAAUGUGACCUAAACCACCACAGAAGUCACACGGGUGAACGUCCUUAUUCAUGUUCAAAGUGCGGGAAGUGUUUUAGUUACAGAUAUGCACACCAGAUUUGCGCUUUUCUAUGCUUUACCGAAGAAGCCAGCUUUUCAUUGGUCCGACCAAUAAAUAAUACAUUAUGUGUUCCUCAGAUAUAGAAGAUUUGAUGUCGAUUCUAGCUUAAUUAUUAUUAUUUGUUAAUCAAUAAUUCUGAUUUUCUAUAUUAAACAAGAACGAUCAGCACUUUCCAAUA